AUGGUUAAAAGCGGCGGAGACGUCAUUGUAAAUACUACAAAACAAGAAGCAGCCAAUUUCCCGCCACUGGUUUCCACAUACAACGAAAAAAUACGUCCCAUUCUUGACGCGGUGGACAAGCUCCGCCGUCUAAACGUCACCCAAGAAGGCAUCCCACUUCCUACUAUAGUCGUCGUCGGUGACCAGUCCUCUGGCAAAUCAAGUGUGCUAGAGUCACUAGCUGGCAUAACUUUGCCACGUGGACAGGGUAUUUGCACAAGGGUGCCUCUUAUAAUGAGGCUUCAACACAAUCUGAAUCCUGACCCUGAGUUUGUGUUAGAGUAUCAGAACAAAUCCGUUAAUAUCAUGGAAGAGGGAAAAAUAGCUGAAGCCAUUGAUAAGGCGACAGUGGAGAUAGCUGGGGCAUCUAAAGGGAUAUCAAAUGUACCAUUAACUUUGGUUGUUAAAAAACGAGGUGUGCCGGAUCUUACCAUGGUAGAUUUGCCUGGAAUUACUCGUGCUGCUGUUGAUGGUCAGCCUGAAAAUAUUGCUGAUCAAAUAUCGGAGAUCAUAAUGGAGCACAUCAAGCCGGAAGAGAGCAUUAUACUGAUGGUGCUUAACGCAACCCAAGAUUUCUCAACCUGUGAAUCAAUUUGCAUGUCACGGCGCGUGGACAGCUCUGGGCAAAGAACAUUAGCAGUUGUUACAAAAUGUGACCAGAACCCGGAUGGCCUUCAUGAGAAAGUCACAAAAAAUGAUGUAAACAUUCGCCUUGGAUACAUUUGUGUAAGAAACCGCAUAAACAAUGAAACAUAUGAUGAAGCACGAAUGCAGGAAAAUAAACUUUUUGAAACUCAUACUAAGCUGUGCAAGAUUGAGAAGUCCAUGGUGGGUAUACCGGCUUUGGCACAACGACUUGUGGAAAUUCAGUCGGUUAUUAUAUCAAGAUGUUUGCCCGAUAUUGUAAAGAAGAUAAGUGAGAAGCUCAAUGCUUCUGUUUUGGAGCUCAACAAAUUUCCAAGAAAUCUUACAACUAUUCCUGAAGCCAUGGCUGCAUUUAUGCAGAUGGUCGGGUCUUUCAAGGAAACUCUUCAGAAGAUCUUGAUAAGGGGCGAGUUUGAUGCUUACGUGGAUGAGAAAGAAAUGCACUGUGAUGCUAGGUUGAUAGAAAUGCUUGACAAUUUGUCCAAAGAACUUCACAAGAGUGUCAAGUUCUCAGAUAAUUUUUUGGUUGAGGAGAUGUUAAUUCUGCAAGAAGCUAAUGGGAUCCGGUUGCCUAAUUUCGUUCCACACUCUAUGUUUUUGCUCUUGCUCCAAAGAAAAGUGAAUGGUAUUGCGGAUUUGCCUGUUGCAUUUGCAGAUGAAGUGUGGGAUUAUAUCGAGACUGUCUGUAUUAAUGUCUUAGUCGCUCAUGCUGGAAAUUAUCCACAAUUACUUUCCUCUGUGAAAAAAGCAACUUCGAAUGUGAUGGCUACAACGAAGGCCAAGUUUAUGGACAGAGUUGUCGAACUUAUCGAGAUGGAAAAAAUUACAGAUUACACCUGUGACCCGGAUUUUAUUUCUUCAUAUGAUAAGCUAAUGUGCAACCGUGAUGCUUUUUUGAAGUCCAUGAUCAAUUACUCAGCUACUACAAAUGUAGAGGGUUAUGGAACGAUUAAUGUGAAGCAUCUUCAUAGUGUUUCAGCAAACACCAGGGAUCAAGCUUUUGAGAUGAAAAUGAAAAUGACCGCGUAUUGGAAGAUCGUCCUCAAACGAAUAGUAGAUUGCUUGGCUCUUCAUCUGCGCUUUCUGAUGCAAGAUGUAGUGAAUAAAGGGUUAGAGACGGAGGUUGUGAACGAAAUAAUGGUGCGGGGUGGUGGUAUUGAGAAGCUGCUAGAUGAACCGUCGUCUUUGGCCAAAAAGAGAGAGAGCCUUCAGAAAAGUAUCGGUUUGCUCAAGGAAUCCAAGGAAAUCAUCGAGCAAGUCAUGGAUAACAUUGUCGCUGGUUAG
Molecule: messenger RNA, 1968 nt
Organism: Erigeron canadensis
Lineage: Eukaryota; Viridiplantae; Streptophyta; Magnoliopsida; Asterales; Asteraceae
Product: dynamin-related protein 4C-like
Exons: 2
Coding region: 1-1968 (655 amino acids)
Cellular component (GO): cytoplasm; microtubule; membrane
Molecular function (GO): GTP binding; microtubule binding; GTPase activity
Source: RefSeq, a predicted model, not a curated record